Helianthus annuus (common sunflower) is the source of this 2118-nucleotide messenger RNA. RefSeq names its product O-fucosyltransferase 7. Gene Ontology annotation, cellular component: cytoplasm. The transcript is spliced from 12 exons. The record is from RefSeq and is a predicted model, not a curated record. Lineage: Eukaryota; Viridiplantae; Streptophyta; Magnoliopsida; Asterales; Asteraceae. Bases 174 to 1841 code for a protein of 555 amino acids.
AGAAAUCAAGAAAGGUAUAUAAAAAAACUUACACAACACAAAGAAAAAUCAUUCCUUUAAAGAUCUUGAUCGACAAAACAGGAGUGUGUAUUCUUGGUGUUUGUGUGUGUUCUGUAUCUGGGACUAUCUACAUUGAUUUCAUCAAACAAAAAAAAUUAUCUUUUUACAUAAAUAUGCAGAAAAAAAGAUGGAGGAAGUUAGGGUUGCUGAGGAGAAUGCUAACGUGCGCCAUAGCUUUAAUUUCAAUGGUGGCUCUGUUUUCUGCUCAUUUGCUGCUGUUCUCCCCUCCUUCACAAGUUUCCAUGCUUCCUGAUCCCUACACACUCCCUAUGCAACAUGAAUUUCGAUACCAGAAGUUGAGCACAGAGCAAAGCUGGAUUCAACCCCAUUUGCCAAAAGUUCCUGUCCCUGCUCUCAAGUUGGAUGGUGCUAAUGGCUCAUUGGAUCUCAACAAGUUGUGGAAACAGCCACCGAACCGUAACUUCACCCCUUGUGUUGAGCCAAGUUCAUCCUAUUCAGCUCCACAAGAAACUCGAGGUUACUUGCUUGUUCAUACAAAUGGCGGACUCAAUCAAAUGCGCGCCGGGAUAUGUGAUAUGGUAGCCGUUGCGCGCAUUAUAAACGCUACGCUUGUGGUACCCGAGCUCGAUAAACGCUCGUUUUGGCAAGAUACAAGCAAAUUCUCUAAUGUAUUUGACGAAGAUUAUUUCAUUACUUCAUUGGCUAACGAUGUAAAAAUAAUCAAGAAACUUCCUAAAGAAUUGCGGACCGCCACCCGAGCAGUUAAGCAAUUUAGAAGUUGGUCGGGGAUUGAUUACUAUGAGCAAGAGAUUGCAAGCUUGUGGGAUGAUUAUCAGGUUAUUCGUGCAGCGAAAUCCGAUUCAAGGUUAGCUAAUAAUAACCUUCCUCCUGAUAUCCAGAAAUUGCGUUGUCGUGCAUGUUACCAAGCCCUCCGCUUCUCGCCGCACAUAGAAGCAAUGGGAAAAUCGUUGGUGGACCGGAUGAGGGCUUACGGUCCUUACAUUGCCUUGCAUUUGCGGUAUGAAAAGGACAUGCUCGCCUUUAGUGGAUGCACACAUGAUUUAUCCAUUGAAGAAGCUAAUGAGCUUACAGCUAUUAGAGAAAAUACGUCGUAUUGGAAAGUGAAAGACAUUGAUUCCAACGAACAAAGAGCAAAAGGGUAUUGUCCUUUGACUCCAAAAGAAGUCGGAAUAUUACUUACGGCCCUUGGAUUUCCGCCUACAACGCCUAUAUAUAUCGCUGCCGGAGAAAUAUAUGGUGGCGAUUACCGUAUGGCAGAUCUCACUUCUCUCUUCCCCAUGUUAAUGAAUAAGGAAAAAUUGGCAACAGUUGAGGAGCUUGAUCCAUUCAGCAACCAUGCAUCUCAAAUGGCUGCUUUAGACUAUAUUGUAUCGGUGGAGAGUGACAUAUUUAUCCCUUCGUAUUCUGGGAAUAUGGCAAGGGCUGUUGAGGGUCAUCGACGUUUUCUGGGACACAGGAAAACUAUUUCUCCCGACAGAAAACUCCUUGUUCGCAUUUUCGACAAAAUUGCUAAUGGCACGAUGAAAGAUAGCAAGAAACUUUCAAGUCGGAUAAUUGAGAUUCACAAAAGACGGCAAGGCUCACCAAGGAAGAGGAAAGGUCCCAUCUCCGGGACAAAAGGAACAUUCAGAUUCCGUUCAGAAGAACCGUUUUACGUCAACCCUUUGCCCGACUGCUUAUGUCAAAAGAAAUCAACAAGAAAUGAAAAUAGCACCGACAUUGUCAUCAACCACUUAAGUAUAUGGUCAGGGCGGGUUGGUGACUUGUCAAAAUGGGGUUCAGGUCAAAACGGGUUCUAACCAAAUAAAGUAAGCCUAAAGCAUCUUGUUUUGUAUGCAUUGUGAUGUGAAGCAUGAUGAUGUGGCUGCUUGCCUUUUCGGCUUCGCGUUGAGGAAAGUAGAGGUGAAAAAGAUGAGAUUUUGGAGAUGGUUUUGGGUGGCAUACUUUAUAGAAGUAGUUUGUGUAUUCAAUCCAUUCUUAUUUAAAGCAAUAAAAUAGAGAAGAUAGGAAGUUCAAUUAUAUACACCUUUCAGAUGUUACUCACAUUUUAGCUGAUAACAAUUUCUUUUUUCUUAA